GGAAAGAUGACGGCGUCUCAAGGUACACAGUGUUUCGCUUACUUAUGUUCCAAUUACCGAAAUGCCAUAAGCAAAUCCAAGGGAAUAUCGUUUCACAAGUUUCCAAGUGAAGACAAAUUUCCCAAGCUGUAUGCAGCCUGGGUGAGAAACUGUCAGCGAGACAGAGAGCCGGGAAAACACUGUGUGCUGUGCAGUGAUCACUUUGCAGCAGUCUGUUUUGACCGAACUGGUCAAAUUGUAAGAUUGAGAGAUGGUGCAGUGCCAACCCUCUUCAACUUACCACCACACCUUCAGGCACCAUGCAAAGGAAGAACAACCGAGAAUUCAACAAAGGCAGAUGUCACAGACAUUUUGCCACAAACAGUCUCAUCUGCUCCAAGCUGUAAAGAUCAUGCUUACUCAUGUUCUCCACGAAAAUGGAAAAGAAAGUAG
Priapulus caudatus is the source of this 432-nucleotide messenger RNA. Its product is annotated as THAP domain-containing protein 2-like. The transcript is spliced from 4 exons. Bases 7 to 432 code for a protein of 141 amino acids. NCBI's taxonomy places the organism in Eukaryota, Metazoa, Priapulida, Priapulimorpha, Priapulimorphida, Priapulidae. The record is from RefSeq and is a predicted model, not a curated record.